Molecule: messenger RNA, 2630 nt
Organism: Lytechinus variegatus (green sea urchin)
Lineage: Eukaryota; Metazoa; Echinodermata; Echinoidea; Temnopleuroida; Toxopneustidae
Product: coiled-coil domain-containing protein 174-like
Exons: 10
Coding region: 74-1702 (542 amino acids)
Cellular component (GO): nucleus
Source: RefSeq, a predicted model, not a curated record
UCGGCGAGCUCGAACCGCAACAAACAAGAUAAAUCACGGAGCGUUUUCAUGAAUUUAAUGUGAUAGUUCUGCUAUGAAUAAAUCAUCGAAAAUCAACGUUAAUGCCUCUUCAUUGGUUGGCUUGAAGGCCGAGCUUUUUAAGAAGCAGGAGCAACUAAAGAGAGACCGUCUUCAACCUGGAAGCAGCGCUUCAUCCAGUAAAAACAGACAUGGAGAAUCUAAGAAGCCAUCCAUCUGGAACAAGAAGAAUGCUGGAGUGAAACAAAGAGCGGAGAAGGACCUAGAGCAGCUGGCGAAUGAAAGAGAUGAACUUGACAAUGCAAGGAAUAAGUUGGAAGCCAAGGCCAAGUUUUAUGAGAAGAUGACAAAAGAUGGGUUCAUCCCAGAGAAUGAUUCCGAUGAAAGAUUUUUGGUUGACUUUGAGAGGAAGGCUUUGGAUCAAAGAGAAGAAUUCAAGCGGAGAGUUGAAGAACUUGAGAGGGAAGAGGAGACAAAUGAGAAGGAAAUUCCACCACCAGCUAAUCCAGAUGAGGAAUGGGUGGACUACACAGACACACUGGGACGCUCAAGACGCUGCAUGAGAAAGGACCUUCCCAAUCUUGUUUCUAUGGAUAAGAGGCUCAAUCCUGAAGUCUACAAAGAACAAGAGAAGGAAGCUGAGAAGAAGAAAGAAGAUUUGCCAGAUCUGAUGUCAAAUGACAUGUAUCGGGAGAUGCUUCGGAAGAAGUGGGAGGAGGAGGAGGAGCAAGCAGCGAAAGGGCCGCUUGGCUCCACCCAUUAUCAGAAUCUGAAAUAUGAUGAGGUCCGUGAUAUGGGCGUAGGGUACUUUGACUUCUCCAAGGAUCAGACAGAGAGAAAUGAGCAAAUGGAUACUUUACAACUCCUCCGAGAUGAGACCAUGGGUCAGAGGGAGAGGAGAGAAAAGUUGAAGCUGAAGAGGAAAGCUGCCAUGAUAGCCAGACUGGAGAAGAUCAAGGAAAGAAAACGACAGAAGGGAGAAGUGAUCGAAGAUGAAGAGGAGAAAGAAGAGGAGAAGGAGGAGAAGGAAGAUAAGAGAUUGACAGAAGGUGUAGAGAAGGACACAAAGCCCAAGGAGAGCAAAGUCAGAGAGUGGGAUAUUGGAAAAGAGCCAGUAUCAGCCUGGGAACAGAGGCUAACCAACAUGAGGGAUGAGAGACCAGCGGAGUUUGCCCCUCCGUCCAUCUACAAUACAGCUAGCCAUAGGAGAGGUCAAAAUCAACCACCUCUAUACCCCCCGCCAAAGGACUACAACUCUACCUUCCCAAAUAUAACCACAGAAAGGACUGUCAAGAAGCCUUUUACCCCAAGAUCGUCAGACAUUUCCCCGCCAGAUGUUGGUUAUCAGGAUUCCUCUCUUGAUGCGGGUCAACGGAGCAAAAUGAGCUUGCCACCUCCAAGGGACUAUUCAUCGGUGUAUGGGAGGGUCAAAGAAACGACUGGGCAGAAGUCUAGCACUGCUACAUGGUCACAGUGGAAUGCACCCAGUGGGUCAUUGGAGUUGAAUCGACCAUUUGCUACAGGAGGGGGGUUUGGAUGUACCAGCAGUGGAGGGACAUCAGAACGGACUACAACAGCGAAUACGCCUACAGCUACAGUUGAGUCCGUUGAUACAAGGGUUGAGGAUAGCGAGGGAGCCAUAGCUUCGGCUUUGUCAUUUUUCAGGAAAAAUGCAGGAAAGUGAAUGAUUUUCCUCGCUGCUGGAUUACAGUGAGAAAAUGAAAAAAAAAUUGUAUUUGAAAAUUAUUAUUUUUGUUAUGCCAAUAUUUCUCAAUACCUCUAAACUGCUCCAAUACUUUGAUGUAAUUUCUAAGUCUCAUCAGGAUCCAUCGAUCCAUCUAUUUCAGAUUUAUGGUGCAUCAGGUAUUGUUGUUCUUUUUAAACAUUUUUUUUCCAUUAUCGGUUUUUGUUAAUCGUAUAGACAACCAAAUUGUAAGAAUGAAAAAUUUCUUAAACUUGUAGCAAAUAAUGUGCUGAAUUAAUAUGCUCCCAUUUAUAUAAACUGUUUAUUCUUCUUGCUCUUGCCUAUUUUACAUCCAUAUUCCUCAAAUAUCUUUGAGUAUUUUUAGGAUCCAUUCUCUCCUUGCUCUAGUCUUUAUGUUCCUUUCUAUUUCUUGUAAGGACGUUCCACAGUUCAAAUCGCUCACUAUCAAGAUUUUUAUGUGAAAAUUUCAAACUAAUUAUUUCUAAAACUAAACAAAGUCAUUGCCACUCCACUGAUAUCCAUGAAUGCUUCAUUCAUGAGGGCUUGGGCAUUGGACGAUCGCUCAUUUCCAGUAAUUUUGUGCGCAGAAACGUGUCUCUUAUACCCAUUAUUAUUCUGUCCUUGAUCAAGCUAUCUUGUAAAUGACUCAAGGCACAUGUUGCUGCUUUCCCGUUCAAAUCAGUCACAAAUUUGUCCAUUGUUUCACACCCUUGCUGUACUUGUGUAAGAAAAAUGUGUUGUUCAUAUGAAAAUGAUUGUCAAAUUUUAUAUGAGCGUGUCUUUGUCUUCUCCAUAGGUGAAUGUGUUGUAAAUUUGAUUGCCUCUUGGCCAGCCACAUGGGGUAACGCGUUGACUUGCACGGUUUUUGGUUUGUUACUUGGGCUGCUUGCAGAUUUGUCCAUCGCAA